AUGAACUCAGUAUCCUUUUGGAUACAAGUUCAUGAUAUCCCAUUGAGUUUUCGUAAUAAGGAGGUGGCAGAACAGAUUUGUGAGGUCAUUGGUCCGGUUACCAAAAUGGAGAACCCAAGUGACUAUGACGGAGGCACAUUUAUUCGGGUCCGUGUAGUCGUGAACAUCUCCCUUCCUCUAUGUCGUGGUCGGCUCAUCACCCUGGACAACAACGAAGUCCAUUGGGUCUCCUUUAAGUACGAACGCCUCCCCAAUCUAUGUUAUUGGUGCGGCACUCUCACACACCUGGGCAAGGACUGCGAACAUUGGAUAGAAAGCGAAGGCUCGCUGAACAAAGAGGAACAACACUACGGGCCAUGGCUCAAGGCGGCUCCGUUCAUGGCCUCCAAAAAAUCCUUUCUCUCCGUCCCGGGCUUCUACGCCAGCAUGAAAACUGAUAAAGCUGGCUGGAAGCACACUGAAACUCAUUCCCAUAACCGGGAUUACCCAAAUACGACGGUAGGCGAAACCCCAUCUACUUUGUCGCCGAAAAACGAGGAGCACUCCCAGUCACCGGAAAUCAUGGAACAAGACAAGAGCUCAGUCUCGAUCAGUCCCCAAGAUCAGCCAUCAACUGACACAGAUUGCAUGGGGCCUCCUUUCCUAGGAUCCACUCAGAUGCCCACUCAACCUUUAGCCUUUAGCCAACUCAUUGAAGAGAUCGACGUGGACAUCCAUCGCUUUGACAAUGCGGCCCCAGCAUGCCACAACCCAAAUAACUCCAACUUGGGCCGAAGCCCAUUGCUAGUUAAUGAACAUGAAACUCCCAUCGGCCCACCUACUAAGGGCCCCCUAACCAAGCCCUGUGAUUCAAACCCCACCAAGGAUACCAAUACCACCUCCCCGACCUAA
Messenger RNA from Quercus robur (English oak), 891 nucleotides. RefSeq lists its product as uncharacterized. The transcript has a single exon. The record is from RefSeq and is a predicted model, not a curated record. The coding region runs from base 1 to 891 and encodes 296 amino acids. NCBI's taxonomy places the organism in Eukaryota, Viridiplantae, Streptophyta, Magnoliopsida, Fagales, Fagaceae.